UGAGUGUGUGUGUGUGUGUUGGAGUAAAGUUUUUGUGUACCAUGUGUAUUGUGUGUUUCUCCCCCAGGGCGGAUAUUGAAGUGGUGGAGGGAGAUGUUAGUGAACUGGAAACGCGACUUGACAAGUUGGUGAAGCAGUGCCACACCAUGCUGGAGGCCGGGAAGGUCUUCUGCCAAAACAGCAAGAACUUUGUCGUGGGCCUGAGAGAGCUACGUCACCAUCAAUCCAGCGACACCACCAUGGGGGAGUGUUUGGAUAAGUUCUCCAAAAAGCUCUCUAUCAUUCUGGACGCACAGGGGGAGGCCAUUGAGUCUAUACAGAAGAAUGUGAAGAUGAAACUGCAGAGUUUUGUCAAAGAAGACGUGAAGCGAUUUAAGGACGUGCGUAAGGAGUUUGAGCGCUGCAGCGAGACGCUGGACAGCACUCUGAGCAAGAACGCCAACGUGCCACGGGGCAAGCAGCACGAGAUCGAGGAGGCCAGCAACGCCCUGCUCAACGCCCGCAAGGCUUUCAGAUCAGGAGCACUGGACUACGUGCUGGAGAUCAAUGUCAUUGAGUCCAAGAAGAAGACAGAGGUCCUCAAUGCAGUACUUUCUCUGAUGGAGGCCCAGGCGCAGUUCUUCCAGCAGGGCCAUCAGUCCCUGAAGGAGCUGGAGACGUACAGAAAGAACCUGAGCGAUGAGCAAACCCAGCUGGUCCUGAAUGCAGCUCGGGAGAAGAGAGACAUGGAGCAGAGGCACGCUGCCAUAAAGAAGAAGGACAUGUCCUAUGAUGACUCCAUCAUGGACUACUGUGCCGACUCGGCCACGGGGAUCGUCAUGGAGGGCUACCUCUACAAGAGAGCCAGCAAUGCAUUCAAGACAUGGAGCAGGCGGUGGUUUUCAAUACAGAAGAAUCAGCUAGUGUACCAGAAAAAGUUCAAGGAACAGCCCACAGUUGUAGUGGAAGACUUGCGACUAUGCACAGUGAAAUACGGGGCGGAACAGGAGAGGAGGUUCUGCUUUGAAGUCGUCUCUCCCUCUAAGACCUGUCUGCUGCAGGCAGACACUGAGCGACAGCAGCAGGGCUGGAUCCUUGCCGUGCAGAACAGCAUUGCCUCAGCCUUCCAGGAGCGCAGAGAGGACACCCUGAGCCCUAGGGACCGGUGCAAGUCUGUGUCUGCAGGCAGUGCGGUGGGGUCGGAGCAGGAGGGGUCCAGUUGCCACGCGCUGGAGGAGGUACAAAGUAUCCAAGGAAACAAGAACUGCUGCGACUGCGGAGAACCAGGCCCUGAUUGGGCCUCCAUCAACCUAGGCAUCACACUGUGCAUCACCUGCUCAGGCAUACACAGGAGUCUGGGAGUUCACUUCUCAAAAGUACGCUCACUUACCUUGGACUCAUGGGAGCCAGAACUCAUCAAGCUUAUGUGUGAGUUGGGUAAUAGUCACAUCAACCGAAUUUAUGAGGCACGCAUUGAAGAGAUCACCAUAAAGAAACCUCACCCAUCCAGCCCUAGGCAGGAUAAGGAGACGUGGAUCCGCUCCAAAUACGUUGAGAAGAAGUUCAUCCAGAAGCUUCCGGAGACGAGCCGCGUGACCCCUCUGAGGCGGUCCAGUGCGAGACGGAACCGCAGCACCGUGCAGGACAAAGGAGCAGGACCCCGGCCCGCGCUCAAACCUAAACCCAACCGGGCCACACUGCCCCGCCUGUCAGGGAUAAGCCCCAGUGACCUCAAGAACAAUACCGCCUCUUACAAGGUAGACUGUGAGGAUGAGGAGGAGCUGGACCUGAGCGGCCUGCACCCCGGCGCCCUGCUGUACCGCUCGGCCGCCAUGCAAGACUUCCCCAUCAUGGCCGACGCGCUGGCCCACGGCGCCGACGUCAACUGGAUCAACCUGGCCGAGGACAGCACCACGCCGCUCAUCCAGGCAGCCAAAGCGAAUGCCUUAGCAGCGUGUGAGUUUCUACUCCAGAAUGGGGGCAGUGUCAACCAGGUCGAUGUUAACGGCAGAGGGCCUCUACACCAUGCCACUAUACUGGGCCACACAGGGUUGGUGUGUCUAUUCCUAAAGCGAGGGGCAGACUACAACGCCAAAGACAAGAACGCCAAAGACCCAAUCAGCAUUGCUGUAGAGAGUGCCAAUGCGGACAUCGUCACCCUGCUGCGGAUCGCCAAGAUGAACAAAGAGAUGCGGGAGAUGGACGGUGCCUUUGGCCAAUCAGGUGAUGAGACUUAUCAAGACAUCUUCAGAGAUUUUUCUCAGAUGGCCUCACACAACCCAGAGAAGCUAAAGCGCCGCAGCACCGACAUUAAGAUCCCCUGACCAGCAGGUGGCAGUGUUUGACAACAUAUGCUCCCUCUGUUCAACUUAUGCACACACACGCACACAGACAUACACACACGCACACAGACACACGCACACAGACACAAGCUUCCAUGCACAUUCAACUCAAACAUACACUUCCAAUGAUUUGUUUAGUACUAGAUCACACACACACACGGAAAGAUACUUCCAUUCUCGCUUACUUAUUUUCAAGUGAUUGUCAUGGAAAUGUGAUUUUUGCACCUGGACCGUUACAGAAAACUUCAUUUUGUGCAGAAAUUAUUUCCUUUUUAUCUUCAAAUGUAUAUUCUUGUUGUUUUUAUAUUGAGUCCGCUGCUCAUGAAUGUGAGGAAUAAACGUGUGAGGAAUAAAAA
Molecule: messenger RNA, 2677 nt
Organism: Clupea harengus (Atlantic herring)
Lineage: Eukaryota; Metazoa; Chordata; Actinopteri; Clupeiformes; Clupeidae
Gene: acap1
Product: ArfGAP with coiled-coil, ankyrin repeat and PH domains 1
Exons: 22
Coding region: 42-2303 (753 amino acids)
Cellular component (GO): cytoplasm
Molecular function (GO): GTPase activator activity; protein binding
Source: RefSeq, a predicted model, not a curated record